AAACCUCGGCACACCACCCACCGUAACCGAUCGUCAUGACAUCCAUCCAUCAAGCCCUCGUUUUGGCGAAGCGGAUCGCAGUCGCAGCUUCUUCCAAUCCGAUCCGCGCGCGCCUAUAAAUUUCUCGGCGCACCGCACACGCCAGCCCCGGAACCGGCAACUCGUUUGUAUCGAGCGAGUCAGAGACUCAUCAGAGGAGCGAUGGCCCCGAGCGCGUCGAUGCUGUUCCUGAGCUACCACCAGCUCCACAGCCACAGGCCGACGGAGGCGGGGGCGGGGGCGUCGCCGCCGCGCAGGGAGGAGGCUGCAGUUGGCGGCGGCUUCCGGAUGAGCGUGCGCAGCGUGCUCUCACUCCCUUUGUUCCAGCGGCGGCCGGAGGAGGCGGCGGUGCCGGCGGAGGGGAAGACGGCGACACUGCACGAGCGCGACGCCCGCGAGGAGGUCAAGUCGUCGGCGACGGCGGCCGCCGACGCUGAUAAGGAGCUGGAACGCAAGUUCGAGGAGGCGCUGCGCCUCAGCUGCUGGUCUUCGUGAACAUCCAUCCAUCUCUGGAGGAACGGAGAGACGCGUGCGCGCGUGCCGCCGGAUCGGAGCGACAUCCUUUACUCUUUGUGUUUUGUCUCUGUUGAUAUGUGCAAAUCUUUUCACUGGAUAGCUACCGUUGUCGUGAUGAAGCAAGUAACGGACUUAUGCUAGUAGUAUAUGUAGAUAAAUUAAGAUUCUCUCUUGUUUGACAGACGCAACAGUUUAGGCUGUAUAAGUCAUGAUGAUGAACCAAGUUGGCACGACAAAGUGUUGGAUUCAGAUUGUGCCAAGACAAUUACCCUGCAUGUAUAAGUUUAUGAUGACUGGAAUCAUAAUCAACACAACAAUUAACCCUUGCAUUA
Molecule: messenger RNA, 887 nt
Organism: Sorghum bicolor (sorghum)
Lineage: Eukaryota; Viridiplantae; Streptophyta; Magnoliopsida; Poales; Poaceae
Exons: 1
Coding region: 202-534 (110 amino acids)
Source: RefSeq, a predicted model, not a curated record